Ascochyta rabiei is the source of this 4512-nucleotide messenger RNA. Its product is annotated as killer toxin resistant protein. Lineage: Eukaryota; Fungi; Ascomycota; Dothideomycetes; Pleosporales; Didymellaceae. Bases 1 to 4512 code for a protein of 1503 amino acids. Gene Ontology annotation, cellular component: endoplasmic reticulum. The transcript is spliced from 2 exons. Gene Ontology annotation, molecular function: UDP-glucose:glycoprotein glucosyltransferase activity. The record is from RefSeq and is a predicted model, not a curated record.
AUGCGGGCUUCAACUCCUCUGCUGAGUGCGAAGACGCUCCUUGCGUUGAGCGCAUUCACUCAGAUUGGAGUAAUCGCAGAUUCGAGCAUCAACGUUGCUCUUCGAGCUUCAUUUGAUCCUGCGCCGUAUCUUGUAGAGCUUCUAGAGACCGCCGCGGAAGAGAACGCAACCGCAUACUUCCCCCUCCUCGACCGCAUAUCAGAAGGCUACCUAGACGAGCUAGAUACGGAGAGGCAGCUGUACGAAAAAUUCGUCGAACUCCUGAAGAGCGAUGGGCACAUCACCGACCCCGAGACCCUCGCCUCGUUCAACCUCGCACUUUCGGUGCGGUCGGCCGCACCACGGAUAGAAGCACACUAUCAAUUUUACAAGACGUCAGUCGAACCAUCUCUGGAAUCAGAACAGGGAAAGAACUGCCAGCUGUGGGUCUCACUUGGCAGUCAGCAGUACUGCACACCGCACAUAGACGAUGGCGAGCCAAUAGGCAGCAUCAAGAAUGAGCGUACACAUGAGCUACCAUUCGACCGCGUUCUUGGGAACAGUUCAGCUCUACCGACGAUCGUUUACGCGGAUAUCUCCGCGCCCAGAUUCAAGAAGUUUCACAAGACUGUAAGCAAGACUGCAAAGGAGGGGAAGACAUCGUAUCGUGUCAGGCACAAGCCUUCUCUGAAGGGACCUCAGACACCCCUUGUUGUCAACGGCUACGGUGUCGAGCUACAGUUGAAGAGGACCGAUUACAUUGUCAUUGAUGACAGGCAGGCGGCACAGGAUGAGAAACCGGCGGAUCAGAAGCCGAUUGGUACUGAGCUCGACGAAGAGGCCGCGGAUCUGAAACCUUUGGCCAAAGACGACGUAGCUGGAUUGGCUGAGAAAGCCGCCAGCUUCGUACUGCAAAGCGACCAACCUAUGGACACACUCCUGAAAUUAGUUCGUGACUUUCCAAAGUACACGACGACCGUUGCUGCUGCCAACGCCACGGCGGACUUCCUCACCGAACACUACAGUAAUCGUGAGCUUCUACUACCUACAGGUUACAACGUCAUCUGGAUCAACGGCGUGCAGAUUCCUGCAAGGGAUGUAAACCCAUAUGCGCUCCUUGUACAUCUGCGCCGCGAAAAAAGGUUGAUCAACGGCAUCAGAAGCCAGGGACUGUCUGGCCCAGACACCAUUUCCCUUCUGUCGCACUCUGCCAUUGCACAAGGCCAGACUGGAGACGAACCUCAGCGGUACAAUUUCAGAGACGAGGCCGAGGGAGGCAAAGUUAUUGUUUGGGUGAACAACAUCGAGAAGGACUCUAGGUACGAGAGUUGGCCGACCGAGCUACGAGCUCUGCUGCAGAGGACAUACCCAGGCCAAUUGCCCAAUGUCCGCCGUGACAUUCACAACGCCAUCUUGCCUAUCGACUUCACCUCUCCCGAUCAUGUCUCCAACGUGAUCGAGACGGUGAUUGGUCUUGUUAGGCGUGGUAUCCCAUUGCGAUGGGGUCUUGUACCGCAGACUCCGACACCUAAUGCUGUGGAGCAAGCAAAGGUUGUUUACUACCUGCAACACACUUACGGUCUAUCAUCGGUCACCAAGUAUCUGUUGGCUGCGAUGGAGGCAAAGAAACUUGCAAAGCCAGACAAGGCUAGCUUUGAGACGGCUAUCAAGACUGCCACAGUUCGCAAGGACCGCGAAACGCUCGAGUUUGAAGACAUCUUAGCUUCCGAAGCUCUUGGUGAACGCGUUGACCAAGCCAAAUACUACCUGGAGCGCCUUUCAGCAAAUGGCCCGAACGCUCCAGCUUUUGUUAACGGUGUGCCAGUCGCCCAGGGCGACAACUGGUUGUCUGAGCUCAGUCAGCGGAUCAGUAUGGAUCUUCGACAGAUCCAGAAAGCUGUAUACGAGGGCAACCUCAAGGAAGACAGCUGGGUGCCACAACAGUUUCUAGUCCAGGCUGCCACUAAGCGCAACCCGUUCAUCAUCCCAGAGAACGAGAAAGAGAUCAAGCUUGUCAACAUGGCCGAGUUCGAAGAGAAGUACGGCGAGAUCUUCGCAAAGUACCCUUGUGUUGAAGCUGCACCGUCCGCAAGCAAGAGUGAAUGGGCACAUCUUACUGUGUUUGGCGACUUUGACACCAAGUCUGGUCUGACACUGCUCAAGUCCGUGGCGCAGUACCGUCAAACAAACCCGAACCUUGAAAUUGUCAUGGUGCAAAAUUCUGAUGCGGAUCAAUCUGGUGUGUCCGAAGAACUCUUGGACACAUACGUAAGGGCUGGUCGCCAGCUUGACAGCGACGGAUUGCUCGCAGUUCUGGCUCAGGAAGUGGCCACAUCGCCAAUGCCCGCAAGGUCCACACGUAUGCGAAAAGCUGCGCAGCCAUUAUUCGAGGAACUGGAGCUGAAGGCUGGUGAGCUCGCUGUGCUCCUCAACGGACGUUUCGUAGGGCCAAUCCCUAAGGACAAGGUCUUCUCCAGCGAGGACAUUGGAACGCUCGUGUCUUACGAGAUGAACAAACGUAUUGAACCUCUGAGCAAUGCUCUGGAGGACUUGCAACUGACGGCCAAGAUCGCCACACCCUUUGAUGCAGCCAAAAUCCAGUCGCUUGUAGCUCUCUCCACUGUGUCUGAUGUUCCAGAAGGUAUUUUCGAGACAGUAUCCACCCUAAGGACUAGCGGAUACAAGAACUGGACUGCCGAGCAUACCGCCAUCGUCAAAGGAAACCGCGAGACGGCCAUCUUUCAGAUCGUUGCCUCCAUCGACCCCGCCACCGAGCAAGCUCAGAAAUGGAUCCCGAUUCUGAACACGUUGAGCGAGAUGGACGGUACUCACCUUCAGCUCUUCCUGAACCCCAAGCAGAUGUUACAAGAACUUCCUGUCAAGCGUUUCUACAGAUACUUGCUUGGUUCCAAGCCAAGGUUCAAUGCGGACGGUUCAGUCGAAAGUUUCAAAGCGCACUUCACCGGUAUCCCGAAGAAAGCUCUGCUGAACUUGGGUAUGGAUGUUCCACCAUCAUGGCUUGUCGCACCUGAGGAGUCGAUCCACGACCUCGACAACAUUAAGCUGAGCACGCUACCUGCCGAUGCAAACAUUGACGCAGUUUACGGACUGGAAAGUAUUCUCAUCGAGGGUCACUCCCGCGACACGACCAACGGAGGCCAGCCACCUCGUGGUGCGGAGGUUGUCUUGUCAACUGAGAGGGACCCACACUUUGCUGAUACCAUCAUCAUGGCCAACUUGGGUUACUUUCAGUUCAAGGCGAACCCCGGCUUCUACAGCAUUCAGCUGAAGAAGGGCAAAUCGCAGGACAUCUUCUCUCUCGACAGCGCUGGAGCCAAGGGCUGGGCUGCUCAACCGAACGACGAGUCCAGCGAGCUUGUACUCAUGAGCUUCCAGGGCACGACGCUGUUCCCUCGAUUGUCCCGUAAGCCUGGACAAGAAGAGGCCGAUAUUCUUGCAGAGGAGGAAUCACUGGCCUCUGAGCUAGCCAGCAAGGGCACCGAGAAAGUCAACAAGUUUCUCAGCAAGAUCGGACUAAACUUGAACACCGAGAAGGUCUUCAAGAAGGGCGCCGAACUUCUCGCUGGCGCAAAGCCCGUCAAGACGCAGGCCGACAUCAACAUCUUCUCCGUCGCCUCCGGCCACCUCUACGAACGCAUGCUCAACAUCAUGAUGCUCUCGGUCAUGAAGCACACCAACCACACAGUCAAGUUCUGGUUCAUCGAGCAAUUCUUGUCGCCAUCAUUCAAGUCUUUUCUCCCUGCCAUGGCCGCAGAGUACGGAUUCCAAUACGAAAUGGUAACCUACAAGUGGCCGCACUGGCUGCGCCAGCAGUCUGAAAAGCAGCGCGAAAUCUGGGGCUACAAAAUCCUCUUCCUCGACGUCCUCUUCCCACUGGAUCUCGACAAAGUCAUCUUCGUCGACGCCGACCAGAUUGUGCGCACCGAUAUGUACGAGCUCGUCACGCACGAUCUGCAGGGCGCGCCCUACGGCUUCACGCCCAUGGGCGACUCGCGCACGGAGAUGGAGGGCUUCCGCUUCUGGAAGACCGGCUACUGGGCCAACUUCCUGCGCGGCAAACCCUACCACAUCUCCGCCCUGUACGUCGUGGACCUGAACCGCUUCCGCAAGCUGGCCGCCGGCGACCGCCUGCGCCAGCAGUACCACUCGCUGUCCGCCGACCCCAACAGCCUGAGCAACCUCGACCAGGACCUGCCCAAUAACAUGCAGUUCAAUCUGCCCAUCCACUCCCUACCGCAGGAGUGGCUGUGGUGCGAGACGUGGUGCGCAGACGCGGACCUCGCGACCGCCAAGACCAUCGAUCUGUGCAACAAUCCGCAAACAAAGGAGCCCAAGCUGGACCGCGCGCGCAGGCAGGUUCCCGAGUGGACCGUGUAUGACGACGAGAUUGCGGCGCUGGCGAAGCGCAUCAGGGGCGAGAAGGAGCAGCAGGCGGUUGUGGAUGUGCAGGCUGAGGAGCAGGUUAGGGAGAAGCGGGAGAAGGACGAGGAGAGGAAGAGGGACGAGUUGUAG